GACAAAACAAACCCACUUUGUCCCUUUUUUUGCUUAUUUCUUUCAUGUUAUUUUGAAACAACUUGAGGCUCUAAAGGCGGGUACAGCAGCUGAGAAGACAACCUCAAAGAACGCGAAAUCUCGGAAACCUUUACGAUAAUCUUCGAUCGUUUUUAGAAGUCUAGAAGAUGGCCGAUGGUGAGGACAUUCAGCCCCUUGUCUGCGAUAAUGGAACUGGAAUGGUUAAGGCUGGAUUUGCUGGGGACGAUGCUCCAAGGGCGGUGUUUCCUAGCAUUGUUGGUCGCCCGCGUCAUACCGGAGUGAUGGUUGGCAUGGGACAGAAAGAUGCAUAUGUUGGGGAUGAGGCUCAAUCUAAGCGUGGUAUUUUGACUUUGAAGUACCCAAUUGAGCAUGGCAUUGUCAGCAAUUGGGAUGACAUGGAGAAAAUUUGGCAUCAUACCUUUUACAAUGAACUUCGUGUUGCUCCAGAGGAGCACCCAGUUCUCCUCACUGAAGCCCCUCUCAACCCAAAGGCCAACCGUGAGAAGAUGACUCAAAUCAUGUUUGAAACCUUCAAUGCACCUGCUAUGUAUGUUGCCAUUCAGGCUGUUCUUUCCCUUUAUGCUAGUGGUCGAACAACUGGUAUUGUGCUUGAUUCUGGAGAUGGUGUCAGCCACACAGUCCCUAUUUACGAGGGAUAUGCUCUUCCACACGCAAUCUUGCGUCUUGAUCUUGCUGGUCGUGACCUCACUGAUGCCCUGAUGAAGAUUUUAACUGAGCGUGGUUACUCAUUCACCACCACAGCUGAACGGGAAAUUGUGAGGGACAUGAAAGAAAAGUUGGCUUACAUUGCCCUUGACUAUGAACAAGAACUAGAAACUGCCAAGACCAGUUCUUCUGUCGAGAAGAGCUAUGAGUUGCCUGAUGGUCAGGUGAUCACCAUCGGGGCUGAGCGAUUCCGGUGCCCAGAAGUCCUUUUCCAGCCAUCCAUGAUUGGGAUGGAAGCUGCUGGUAUCCAUGAAACAACUUACAACUCCAUAAUGAAGUGUGAUGUCGAUAUCAGAAAGGAUUUGUAUGGCAAUAUCGUGCUUAGUGGUGGUACCACCAUGUUCCCCGGUAUUGCUGAUAGAAUGAGCAAAGAGAUCACAGCUUUGGCUCCUAGCAGCAUGAAGAUUAAGGUGGUUGCUCCUCCUGAGAGGAAGUAUAGUGUGUGGAUCGGAGGUUCCAUAUUGGCAUCCCUCAGCACUUUCCAACAGAUGUGGAUUGCCAAAGCUGAAUAUGAUGAAUCUGGGCCUUCAAUUGUGCACAGGAAAUGUUUUUGAGCACGGGCAAGGAAAAGAAAAUUCAUAUUAUCAUUUUCUCUGCUCUGUUAUAGGGAGUAAAAAUGCUUCUUGCAUUUUCAUAUUUUGGUUUCAUCAUCUGUUUUUCUUGUCCCAUCACUUCCCUGUUUGAACAAUAACCUUGAAAGGAUGGAUGAUUGUUGGAAUAUUUUCAGUUAUCAUUUUCUCUUUUCCUAGUGAGGGACAAUUGCCCAACAAACUUGUUGUUAGCAUGUUAAUUCAUGUUAAUCUGUUUUCUUUCUUUGAAUCUCUAUGUUAUUGGUUAGCUACCACCAAUUUUAUGAAUGAA
Messenger RNA from Theobroma cacao (cacao), 1608 nucleotides. Its product is annotated as actin. NCBI's taxonomy places the organism in Eukaryota, Viridiplantae, Streptophyta, Magnoliopsida, Malvales, Malvaceae. The record is from RefSeq and is a predicted model, not a curated record.